Molecule: messenger RNA, 1497 nt
Organism: Naumovozyma dairenensis CBS 421
Lineage: Eukaryota; Fungi; Ascomycota; Saccharomycetes; Saccharomycetales; Saccharomycetaceae
Gene: ADY4
Product: Ady4p
Exons: 1
Coding region: 1-1497 (498 amino acids)
Source: RefSeq, a predicted model, not a curated record
AUGCCAGUUCCAAUACAACCCCAUAUUAGCAAGAAAGAUCCCAUCCAAUACCGUAUUUUAGUAUGUUCUUUCACGGAGGAAAUACGAACCCUUAUUUCUAGACUGAAGAAGAACGAUAGAUAUGACCAAACAUUAUAUAUGGAAUUGCUUACUCCAGUUUUAUUGAUGUAUCCAAUGGAGGUGAUCCAAUGCAUUUUUAAUAAUAAAAGUUAUAGAAACAAAAUAGUGAAAUGCUUGGGAAAUGAAAUAAAUAAAUAUCCAGAACUUGAUUUAAGGAUGGGACCACGUCGUAUUUCCAAGACUAUCGGGAAAGACAUAAAUUCAAACGUGAAAAGCAAUCACAAGUUUUUAAUUACUAAAAUCAAUUUAAUUUUGAUUAUGAAAGGAAUUGAAAGUUUCAUAUUAUUUUUUCAUCAGGAAUAUCUAGAAAGUUUAAGUUCCUUUCGUUGGUGCUUACAAUUUAUCUCUUAUAUUAAGCGCCUUCCAUUUAAUGAAACUGAACAUCAAUACUUCCUUAAGAAUUGCAAUAUUUCAUUUGCCAUGUAUUGUUCCCAAUGCCAGAUAUCAGAUAGUAAGAGAAAUGGGACCCAAUGGCCUAUCAGUAACUAUUUGAAUACACCAUUGAAUGAAAGUGGAAUUUUACAAAGUUUAUUAUACAUAAUUUUGGAGAAUACAGAUCCAUCCAUGAUGAUGUUUGAUAAACGUUGUAGUAGUUUCGAGAAGUUUUUUCUUGGUAAAAUUUUCCAACAUAUUGGUGAUAUAUAUGAAGCCUUGGCAGUUUUCAAUGGACAACGUUCAGAAUAUGAAUCCCUAGAUGGUAAAACAUUUGGUUUACAUGCAGCUAAUGAAUAUGUUGAGGGCAUGAUCAAAAAUUAUAUCCUAGCAAUCUCAAUGAAAUUGGAAGGUGAUUCCACUGUAUUGUAUUGCUUAGACAAGAUAAUUGAGGGCUUGAUACUUUAUGGUGAUAUACAUGUCGAAAUCAUUACUUUCUUUAUGAGAUUGAAAAAAUACUAUGAAUUAUAUGAAAAUGAUGAUUUGUUGAUAGAGCACUUAGAAUACGAUUCAUUAACUUUUGAAUGUCUUGACAUUGCCCGAAAAACAUUUCAAAAAUGGGAAAAUUCAAAAGAGUCCUUUAAAGGUAGCGUCAUACAAAUGCCAGAUACUUUAUUGAGAAGCCAGCGUGGGGCUCUUGUUAUGGUCAAAAAUGAUAUAACAGAACUUCCGGGAUCUAACAUAGAAGAUGGUACGAAGAAAGAUGGAAAAUAUAAAAGGGAAAUAACUGAAAAUUUGAUUAUUCGAAAAUCCAGAUUUGUAAAAAAAUGGAAUAAUGAAAGGCACUGGCAAAAAGAGGAGAAGUAUAUUAAGAAGCAUUGGGAUCUUGGUAUUCAUUGGAUAAACUUCUGGAAAAACUGUUAUUUAGAAAACAAUCAGCUAUUCAAUAGAGAAUUAAUGACGCUAUGGGCAGAUUUUGAAGGAGAAAUUGCAGGAAUGGAAUAA